Molecule: messenger RNA, 600 nt
Organism: Hibiscus syriacus
Lineage: Eukaryota; Viridiplantae; Streptophyta; Magnoliopsida; Malvales; Malvaceae
Product: organelle RRM domain-containing protein 6, chloroplastic-like
Exons: 5
Coding region: 1-579 (192 amino acids)
Molecular function (GO): RNA binding
Source: RefSeq, a predicted model, not a curated record
AUGACGGUGUAUGACUGGGAAGAUGAUAGGGAAUACGUUAGUGGGGGUGGUCGUGGCAGACAAGGGUUACGGCUUAGGUUUCCCGUCCCCGAGAGUGUCUGGAUAGUAGGAAGCGCAGUUCGAUGUGGUCAUGUGGGCGGCAAACCCAACCUCUCUUUCCCUUCUCCCAUUUCGGCAAAUCGUCGAACACAUAGAGGCUUGAACCUCGGGCUAAGAGCAUCGCUCUUUGACUAUCCUCUUGCUAGCAGAAUCUUCGUUACGAAUUUGCCAUAUUCUACCAAAGAAAGCCGUUUGCAGAAGGAAUUUGCCAAUUUUGGCGAAACAGCUGAAGUUAAGCUUGUCAAGGAUGAAUUCACAAAAAGAUCAAAAGGAUAUGCAUUUAUUCAAUACACUUCUCAGGAUGAGGCUAUGGUCGGCGUAGAGAACAUGGAUCAACAGGUAUUUGAUGGCAGGAUGAUAUAUGUCGAAAUAGCAAAACCUGGAAAAGACCGGUUCAGAGGAUAUCCUAAAACAUCAGGACCCCCUAGUGCUACACCGCAGUUACAACAACCGAACGAUGUGGCAGACUGCUGGUACUAAACACAUCCACCUUAUAUGAAA